CGGCUUUCUUGCUCAUUCAGUUGCAGAGCAUUGUAGCGUUUAUAUCACGAUGUCUGGAAGAGGAAAGACCGGAGGCAAGACCCGUGCCAAGGCUAAGACUCGCUCUUCUCGAGCUGGUUUGCAGUUCCCCGUCGGCCGUGUUCACAGGCUCCUGAGGAAAGGCAACUAUGCCGAGCGAGUGGGCGCGGGUGCUCCUGUUUAUUUGGCCGCUGUGCUCGAGUAUCUGACCGCCGAAAUUCUCGAAUUAGCUGGCAAUGCUGCUCGCGACAACAAGAAGACUAGAAUUAUUCCUCGUCACUUGCAACUGGCUGUCCGUAACGAUGAGGAGCUCAAUAAGUUGCUGGGUGGGGUGACCAUUGCUCAGGGUGGCGUGUUGCCCAACAUUCAGGCUGUGCUUCUGCCCAAGAAGACCGAGAAACCAGCGAAGGGCAAGUAAGCCGUGAAAAUUUUUCUCGACACCAACGGCUCUUUUAAGAGCCACCA
Molecule: messenger RNA, 483 nt
Organism: Polypterus senegalus (gray bichir)
Lineage: Eukaryota; Metazoa; Chordata; Cladistia; Polypteriformes; Polypteridae
Product: histone H2A-like
Exons: 1
Coding region: 50-436 (128 amino acids)
Cellular component (GO): nucleosome
Molecular function (GO): DNA binding; structural constituent of chromatin; protein heterodimerization activity
Source: RefSeq, a predicted model, not a curated record